GGGUCGAUGGCUUCCCUGAGGGUCUAGAGGCCAAAGUCCUGGGACACCCGUUUCCCUAGCCCAGGUCCCCGGGGCCUGAGUAACAGCAAAGGCAUUUUGUGGGGCCAUCCGGGUCGGGGAGGCGGCCCCGCCAGUUCUGCAGGCGUAGGGAGCAGAAGAGCCAGCAGGCCGGGGGUGGGGGCAGAUUCGGUGGAGUGAGUGCCAGCUGCUAAGCUACGGUAUAUUAUUCUUUAGUGUGAACCGCGCUCCUCCCGGCUUCCCGCCCAGUGCCAGGCGAAGAUCCCCGUCGCUGUGGGCCUCAGUUUUCCCAUUUGCAGAAUGGGAAGCCCUAGCGUGUAGGAAGGAGCGUGAGGGCGUGGACUCUCAAGGCGAGGGAGGGGUGUCAUCACCCAGGACUGCCCGCAGGCCAUUGCAGUCCAUGAACAGCUGAUGGCAGGUCACCCCCUCCUCCCCUGACCCCCACCUUCGCCUUCUCACCCGGGAAACCGAGACUAGGGUACGCUCCCUGGACUUGGAGCUGAGAAAGACCAACUCCGACUUCCAGCAGGAUUGUUGUGGGCAGGUUGCCACGGGCACAUGCUUGACCUUGUAGAGUCUGAGACUGCGCAGUAAAGGAGGCGGAAGCCACCCACUGUGGGUUGAGAGGACCGGCAUCAAAACUGGGCCCACAAAUACAACCAUGGCUUUCGUAUACUCAAGAAUUAAUCGGCCAGCCUGUUGAGUGUGAAACAAUGUAUGUUGUGGAUUCCAUUUGCAUUUCCUGGUUGCUAACAACAGUAGUUGCAGUUACAUUAUGAGCCAACUCUGUUUACCUGGAGAAUUCAAAGAGAGUUUACCAGUAGGAAUGCUACUGAGGUAACUGAGCUCUGAAACAGAGUCGAGGAGAAAUCCUUGGCCCUGGUUGGAUAGCGUCUUUGGCAAGGUCUGAUUUCGGUUUGGCGUUGUCCUACUCAUGGAUUCCGUGCAGGGUGUGAGAAUCCCCGAGAAAUAAAAAAUUAAUCCAGCCCAGUGGGCCCUGGCUCCUUACCUCUGAGUGCGUCCGGGCUGGAGGCUUGACCGGCCCCUCAUGUAAUGAAUUCCCCAGCGGCAACCUGAGACCGGCUCUCCGCCUUCAAGUCACCUGCUCUGUCAGAAGGGACAGAUGAGAGCGCUCCAGAGACUGAGUCAGGGCAGAGUCCUGCUCAUGACCGUCUGUGCAGCUGGCAUUGGUGGGACUUUUCAAUUUGGCUAUAACCUCUCCAUCAUCAAUGCCCCCACCUUGCACAUACAGGAGUUCACCAAUCAGACGUGGCAGGCGCGUUCUGGCCAGCCGCUGCCUGACCACCUGGUUCUGCUCGUGUGGUCCCUCAUUGUGUCUCUGUACCCCCUGGGGGGCCUCUUUGGGGCGCUGCUUGCAGGGCCCCUGGCCGUCAUGCUGGGAAGGAAGCAGUCCCUCCUGGUGAACAACGUGUUCGUGGUGGCUGCAGCGGUCCUGUUUGGCUUCAGCCGCAGAGCGGGCUCCUUCGAGAUGGUCAUGCUGGGUCGGCUGCUCGUGGGGGUCAACGCAGGUGUGAGCAUGAACAUCCAGCCCAUGUACCUGGGGGAGAGUGCACCCAAGGAGCUCCGAGGAGCCGUGGCCAUGACCUCAGCCAUCUUCACUGCUCUGGGGAUCGUAAUGGGCCAGGUGGUCGGACUCAGGGAGCUCCUGGGUGGCCCACAGGCCUGGCCCCUGCUGCUGGCCAGCUGCCUGGUGCCCGGGCUGCUCCAGCUGGCCUCCCUGCCCCUGCUCCCUGAGAGCCCGCGCUACCUCCUCAUUGACUGUGGAGACCCUGAGGCCUGCCUGGCAGCACUGCAGCGGCUGCGGGGCACCACGGACUUGGCCUUGGAGCUGGCGGAGCUGGAGGAGGAGUGCGCAGCCUGCCAGGGCCUGCGAGCACGGCGCCCGUGGGAGCUGUUCCGGGAUGGCACCCUGCGGAGGCAGGUGAUGAGCCUCGUGGUCCUGGGCAGCGCCAUGGAGCUCUGCGGGAAUGACUCGGUGUACGCCUACGCCUCUUCCGUGUUCCUGGAGGCAGGAGUGCCCCAGGAGAAGGUCCAGUAUGCCGCCAUCGGGACCGGGUCCUGCGAGCUGCUCACGGCCCUCGUCAGUUGUGUGGUCAUUGAGAGGGUGGGCCGGCGGGUGCUGCUGAUGGGGGGAUACGGCCUGAUGACCUUCUGGGGGAGCAUCUUCACAGUGGCCCUGUGCCUGCAGAGCUCCUUCUCCUGGAUGCCCUACCUGGCCAUGUCCUGCAUCUUCGCCUUCAUCCUCAGCUUUGGCAUUGGUCCCGCUGGAGUGACAGGGAUCCUGGCCACGGAGCUGUUUGACCAGAUGGCGCGGCCCGCUGCCUACACGGUCUGCGGGGUGCUCAUGUGGACCAUGCUCUUCCUGGUUGGGCUGGGGUUCCCCUUCUUCAUGGAGGGAUUGUCCCACUUCCUCUACGUGCCUUUCCUUGGCGUCUGUGUCUGUGGGGCCAUCUACACUGGCUUCUUCCUCCCUGAGACCAAAGGCAAGACGUUCCUGGAGAUCUCUGAAGAACUGCGCAGACUCAACCUCCCCAGGCGGAGCCAGGGCCCCAGGUGGAAAGGCCCGGACGUCAUCCAGUCCACUGAGCUGUAGCCCCGCAGGUGUGGCUGGGGCCCGGACCCAGCUGCUGCCCUUCCCUUUGCUUCCUCUCCCUGCACUAGCUCCUGUGUGUGUUCACUUAAUGAGUGCUUAUUAAAUGAGCACCUACUGUGUGCGGGCAUGGUGCCUCUUGGUACUCCCCAUCUAGAGACAGUCAACAAACAGGAAACCAAUGAAAACAUAAUUACAAACUCAGGGAAAUGCAGUGGAAGAAAAGUACAUGUGCAGCGUGUGCACACCCAAGGCUGGGGGUGGGGUGAUGUGGUUUAAGACGGGCGUGGUCAGAGGAUUUUCUGAGGAAUUGAUUUUUUAAAAAAUUAACCUUAUUGAGGCAUAGUUUACGUAAAAUAAUGUACCCAUAUUAGGUAUACAUUUGAUGAAUUUUGUCAGCUUUAUCCGCCCAUGAAACUGCCAAACCACCACGGUCGAGGUAGAACAUUCACGUCACCCCCGAAUCUCCCUUUGCAAUCAGUAACCCAUCCCACUUGCAGCCCCAAGCAACUGCUGACCUGUGUUCUGUCACUACUGACCGGAUUUGCGUUUUUCAGAAUUUGACAUGAUUCCAUGAUGUGUGUGUGCAUUUGUGUCUGGCUUUGCUCCAUAUACAGUUUUUGAAAUUCAUACAGCUUGUUGCAUGUCUUACUAUAUAUUCCUUUGUAUUUCUGAGUAGUAUCUCACUGUAUGGACAUACCAUAACUUGUUUAUCCAUUUGCCUGUUGGUGGGCACUCAGGCCAUCAUGAAUGAAACUGGGGAGCAUUCCUGGACGGGUCACUGUGUGGACAUACGUUUUCAUUUCUUGCGGGUAGAUGAAUUGCUGAGUUUAAUAAUGAAGGUAUGUUUAGCCAGAGAAGAAACUUUUCCAAAGUGAUUAUACUGUUUGGCAUUCCCACUAGCAAUGUUAAAAAUUCCAGAUGUUCUCAAUCUUUGUCAGCACUUGGUGUUGUCGCCUUCUUGAUUUAGUCAUUCUUGUGAAUGCAUAAUGGUGUCCUGUGGUUUAAUUGAGGUGUUUCCCUGAUGACUCACAAUGUUGAGCAUCUUCUCAUCUGCUCCAUAUGGCCAUUCAUCUAUUUUCUUUUAUGGAGAGUCUGUACAAAUAUUUUGUCUAUUACUUAUCUGUAUUUUUUUUAAUUUAAUGUUUUAGAGUAGUUUUAGGGUCACAGCAAAAUCAGAAAAUAGAGAUUUCCCGUGUAUCUCCUGUAUGCCCCACCCCCCACACAGUGCCUCCUCCAUUAGCAGCCUCUCCCACCAGAGUGGGGCAUUUGCUACAACCAGUGAGCCCGCAGUCACGUAUCAUUGUCACCCAAAGUCCAUUGUUCACAUAAAGUUUCAUGCUUGGGGUUGUACAGUGUACAAGUUUGGAUAAAUGUAUAAUUUUGUGUAUCCAUCAUUAUGGUAUCAUACACAGAAGUGAAU
This is a messenger RNA of Artibeus jamaicensis (Jamaican fruit-eating bat), 4052 nucleotides long. RefSeq names its product solute carrier family 2 member 11 (gene SLC2A11). The coding region runs from base 1142 to 2632 and encodes 496 amino acids. Gene Ontology annotation, cellular component: membrane. The record is from RefSeq and is a predicted model, not a curated record. The transcript has 16 exons. Gene Ontology annotation, molecular function: hexose transmembrane transporter activity. Gene Ontology annotation, biological process: monosaccharide transmembrane transport. Lineage: Eukaryota; Metazoa; Chordata; Mammalia; Chiroptera; Phyllostomidae.